GGAAAGGAUUAUAGGACACCAUGAACUUGAUCUACUUCACCACCAUCAUCGCAGUAGCCACAGCAGCCCAGCUGCCUUCACCUUCUUACCUCCCUAGUUCCCAAGGGGGGCAAGGACAGGGAGGUUACCCUGGAAAUGGGGGGAAUGGCGGAUUCGGAGGGGGGAAUGGCGGGUUUGGGGGAGGAAAUGGGGGGUUCGGGGGUGGUAACGGGAACACAAGACCGCAGCAGGCUGCUGAGAAAAAUGCUGCCAUCUUGAAACAGGAUCAAGAGAUUAAUGACAAUGGCUUCCACUACAGCUACGAAACCUCCAACGGCAUCAGAGCAGAGGAAGGCGGAGACGCCUCCCAGACUCAGGGUGGUUUCUCGUACAAAGGAGACGAUGGCAAUACCUACACCAUCGUCUUCACUGCAGGAGAAGGAGGCUUCAGGCCCCAGGGUGACCAUAUCCCGGUGGCUCCUCCCACUCCACAGGCGAUUCUUGAAGCGUUGGCGCAGAAUGCAAAGGAUGAAGCUGCGGGCAUCUUUGAUGAUGGCAAAUACCGCCCUGACUCCAACGGCAAAGGCAAUGGUAACGGUUUCGGCUCUGCUAACCACCAAGGCAGCUUCAACUCCGGCUCAGGAUAUCGGUACUAAAAAUAUUAAGUGUAGAUAAAACAAGGAGUAUUGAUGGAAAGAAUAC
This is a messenger RNA of Ostrinia nubilalis (European corn borer), 681 nucleotides long. RefSeq names its product pupal cuticle protein 27-like. Gene Ontology annotation, cellular component: chitin-based extracellular matrix. Gene Ontology annotation, molecular function: structural constituent of chitin-based larval cuticle. The record is from RefSeq and is a predicted model, not a curated record. The transcript is spliced from 5 exons. Lineage: Eukaryota; Metazoa; Arthropoda; Insecta; Lepidoptera; Crambidae. The coding region runs from base 21 to 635 and encodes 204 amino acids.